CUUUGGGCAUGGAGAAAGGAAGCAUUUUGCUGGGCUUCUUAAUUCUUUUUCUGGAUUUGGGGUGCCCACCUGGGAACCAGUGACAGAUGGGUCUCUUCCUUCCUGCCCCCGUCUCUCUGCUCUUCCCCAGAGCUGCACCCUGCCCUCCGGUGGGAACCGUCUGAAGUUCUAAGCCUAAAACCGGAGGAGGAGGAGGAGGAGCAAGAGGAGGAGGAGGAGGAGGAAGAAGAAGAGGAAGAGGGAGGAGGUCCGUGCCUGGGACUCUGUGCACCUUCUCAGCAGGAGUUGCGGAACACCUCUGAGAACUGACCUUGGGUCCCCACACCUCAGCCAGACCUGGUGUCCACUUGUAGCCUCCUGGAAAGCCCCCAGCAGUUGGCACCAGCUCUCCCCAUCUUGCCUUGGGAUCCCUGUGCUGGGGGUCGCCCCCAAGAUGGUGGCGGCCCCAGAGAGGACUGUGCCGCCAGCCCCAGCCUCCAGUCUCUAGGCCCCUGUGCUUUGACCCCUCACCCCCUGCCCAUCCACCAGGGGGCCGAGGCCAGCACCAUGCUGCGCCUGGGGCUGUGCGCUGCGGUGCUGCUGUGCAUAUGCCGGCCUGGCACGGUGCGUGCAGACUGCUGGCUCAUCGAAGGGGAUAAGGGCUACGUAUGGCUGGCUAUCUGCAGCCAGAACCAGCCACCCUACGAGACCAUCCCGCAGCACAUCAACAGUACCGUGCACGACCUGCGACUCAACGAGAACAAGCUCAAGGCUGUGCUCUACUCCUCGCUCAACCGCUUUGGGAACCUCACGGACCUCAACCUCACCAAGAAUGAGAUUUCCUACAUCGAGGAUGGCGCCUUCCUGGGCCAGUCGAGCCUGCAGGUCCUGCAGCUAGGGUACAACCGGCUCAGCAACCUGACGGAGGGCAUGCUGCGCGGCAUGAGCCGCCUGCAGUUCCUCUUCGUACAGCACAACCUCAUCGAGGUGGUCACCCCCACCGCCUUCUCCGAGUGCCCGAGCCUCAUCAGCAUUGACCUGUCCUCCAACCGCCUCAGCCGCCUGGACGGCGCCACCUUCGCCAGCCUGGCCAGCCUGAUGGUGUGUGAGCUGGCCGGCAACCCCUUCAACUGCGAGUGUGACCUCUUCGGCUUCCUCGCCUGGCUUGUGAUCUUCAACAAUGUCACCAAGAACUACGACCGCCUGCAGUGUGAGUCUCCACGGGAGUUCGCCGGCUACCCGCUGCUGGUGCCCCGGCCCUACCACAGUCUCAACGCCAUCACUGUCCUGCAGGCCAAAUGCCGCAACGGCUCGCUGCCCUCCCGGCCUGUGAGCCACCCCACACCCUACUCCACCGACGCCCAGCGGGAACCCGAUGAGAACUCGGGCUUCAACCCUGAUGAGAUCCUUUCUGUAGAGCCGCCGGCCUCAUCCACCACCGACGCGUCGGCGGGGCCUGCCAUCAAGCUGCACCAUGUGACCUUCACCUCGGCCACCCUGGUGGUCAUCAUCCCACACCCCUACAGCAAGAUGUACGUCCUGGUGCAGUACAAUAACAGCUAUUUCUCUGAUGUGAUGACACUCAAGAACAAGAAGGAGAUUGUGACCCUGGACAAGCUGCGGGCGCACACCGAGUACACCUUCUGUGUGACCUCACUGCGCAACAGCCGUCGCUUCAACCACACCUGCCUGACCUUUACCACCCGGGACCCCGUGCCCGGCGACCUGGCGCCCAGCACCUCCACCACCACACACUACAUAAUGACCAUCCUGGGCUGCCUCUUUGGCAUGGUCAUUGUGCUGGGCGCUGUCUACUACUGCCUACGCAAGCGCCGCAUGCAGGAGGAGAAGCAGAAGUCUGUCAACGUCAAGAAGACCAUUCUGGAGAUGCGCUACGGGGCCGAUGUGGAUGCGGGCUCCAUUGUCCAUGCUGCCCAGAAGCUAGGUGAGCCCCCCGUGUUGCCCGUGGCCCGCAUGUCCUCCAUCCCAUCCAUGAUUGGGGAGAAGCUGCCCACCUCCAAGGGGCUGGAGGCUGGGCUGGACACACCCAAGGUGGCCACCAAAGGCAACUAUAUUGAGGUACGCACGGGUGCUGGGGGGGAUGGAUUGGCUCGGCCCGAGGACGACCUCCCAGACCUUGAGAAUGGCCAGGGCUCUGCUGCUGAGAUCUCCACCAUAGCCAAGGAGGUGGACAAGGUGAAUCAGAUCAUUAACAACUGCAUCGAUGCCCUCAAACUGGACUCCGCCUCUUUCCUGGGGGGCAGCAGUGGUGGUGGGGACCCCGAGCUGGCCUUUGAGUGCCAGUCCCUCCCUGCGGCCACUGCCACCUCCACGGCUGCCACUCCUGGGGCAUUGGAGCGACCCAGCUUCCUCUCCCCCCCUUACAAAGAGAGCUCCCACCACCCGCUGCAGCGCCAGCUCAGUGCCGACGCCGCCGUCACCCGCAAGACGUGCAGUGUGUCGUCCAGUGGCUCCAUCAAGAGCGCUAAGGUCUUUAGCCUGGACGUGCCUGACCACCCGGCCACCACGGGGCUGGCCAAGGGUGACUCCAAGUACAUCGAGAAGGGCAGCCCGCUCAAUAGCCCGCUGGACCGGCUCCCACUGGUGCCCUCGGGCAGCAGCGGGGGUAGCGGUGGGGGUGGGGGCAUCCACCACCUGGAGGUGAAGCCAGCUUAUCAUUGCAGCGAGCACCGCCAUAGCUUCCCCGCGCUCUACUACGAGGAGGGCGCCGACAGUCUCAGCCAGCGGGUUUCCUUCCUCAAGCCGCUGACCCGCUCCAAGCGAGACUCCACCUACUCGCAGCUCUCCCCUAGACACUACUACUCAGGGUACUCCUCCAGUCCCGAGUACUCCUCUGAGAGCACGCACAAGAUCUGGGAGCGCUUCCGGCCCUACAAGAAGCACCACCGCGAGGAGGUGUACAUGGCCGCCGGCCACGCCCUGCGCAAGAAGGUCCAGUUCGCCAAGGACGAGGACCUGCAUGACAUCCUCGAUUACUGGAAGGGGGUCUCAGCCCAGCAGAAGCUGUGACCCUCUCCUCCCUGGUGAGGCCGGAGGGGGAGGGCGGGGCGCUCGGGAAGGGCCCCAGGUGGCCAAGCCGGGCCGGGGCAGCGCACUGAGGGCCGGGGCCUUGGAGUGGACGCACACGCAUACCCGCACGCACGCACCACGCACACACACCUGACCACCACCUGACUGUGAACCAACCAACACCCAACAAUAACGGACAGGAAAACAAAGACACAUUUUCCUUAAAGUUUACAAACUGAUACCGAAACCAGGCAUCUUUACUGUGCUGCCCAGGGACUCUGCUGGGGUGUGUGGGGCUGGGGACAGGGACAGGUGAGGAGGAAGCCAGGAGGGCGUGGGCCUGGGGAGCUGGGACUAUGGACAGGAUGGAGGGCAGGGGAGACUGAGGUAGAGAUGGACUGAAGGCCCCCAAGGAUGGGGCCCAGGUCAGUUGGAGGACUGCACACUGGGUGGACAUUGCUUUCUCCCUUGCUGGGUGGCACAGGGCAAGGA
Molecule: messenger RNA, 3501 nt
Organism: Octodon degus (degu)
Lineage: Eukaryota; Metazoa; Chordata; Mammalia; Rodentia; Octodontidae
Gene: Elfn2
Product: extracellular leucine rich repeat and fibronectin type III domain containing 2
Exons: 2
Coding region: 547-3009 (820 amino acids)
Cellular component (GO): plasma membrane
Molecular function (GO): protein binding
Source: RefSeq, a predicted model, not a curated record